CUAAAGAAACACCUUAAGAUCCUUCAGCCCUCUCCUAACUGCAAAGACACCUUCCCUGUGCCGCCCGUUAUUGCUUACAGACGUCACGAAAGUCUUCGUGACCUUUUGGUACACUCCACGCUACACAACAACACACCUUACAAGCAACUACCAGCCGGAGUUUACAAAUGCAACCAUCCACGCUCUCUCAGCUGUCCUUUUCUCCAGGAAGGCCAAACAAAUUACAUUUUUACCCCAACUAAUGAACAAAGAAAACUCAUUGACCACUUAUUCUGCAAAUCAAAAAAUGUUUCCACAAUUCAAUGCAACAAAUGUAAAUGCCAGUACGUCGGAGAGACCAAACGCCAACUAAAUGAACGAUUUGGAACGGAACACCGCCAAUCUAUCCUGACCCAUCAACAACUCAGUGAUCCCACUCCUGUCUCCUUACAUUUUAAUCAAGCUGGACGUUCAAUC
This is a messenger RNA of Porites lobata, 456 nucleotides long. Lineage: Eukaryota; Metazoa; Cnidaria; Anthozoa; Scleractinia; Poritidae. The record is from the annotation of a GenBank genome assembly.